AUGGUGGACAAGCUACUUGGACACUGGAAGCUUGAGAAUUCAGACAACUUGGAGGAAUAUAUGAAAGCCAUGAAAGUAAACAUUAUUUUGCGAAAAGUGGCGAAAACAUUGACCAACUAUGAGGAGAUCAGCAGAGAGGGCGAUACCUGGACACUUCAUAUCACAUCGACUUUCAAAAACUCCAAGGUCGUGUUCAAGAUUGGGGAACCGUUUAAGGACAACACUUUAGAUGGAAGAUAUGUUCUGACCACAUUCACAAUCGAAGAUGACGUACUAAUAGAAACACAAGAACCACUGAACAAAAGCCACGCUCCAUCCCGCUUUGAGCGCAAAGUUCUGGAAGAUGGACGCAUGUGCUUGACUUGUAUAGCUACAGAAGAGAACGUUGUUGCCAAGAGAUACCAUCAGCCAUACACGCCUUAG
Messenger RNA from Candidula unifasciata, 423 nucleotides. The record is from the annotation of a GenBank genome assembly. NCBI's taxonomy places the organism in Eukaryota, Metazoa, Mollusca, Gastropoda, Stylommatophora, Geomitridae.